This is a messenger RNA of Recurvomyces mirabilis, 762 nucleotides long. RefSeq lists its product as uncharacterized. Bases 1 to 762 code for a protein of 253 amino acids. The record is from RefSeq and is a predicted model, not a curated record. Lineage: Eukaryota; Fungi; Ascomycota; Dothideomycetes; Mycosphaerellales; Teratosphaeriaceae. The transcript is spliced from 2 exons.
AUGAGCUCAAGCAGUUCUCGAGAGGCACAUCCGCUACCGUCGUCUUACAACCCUGGUGCACAAGACGAAGCUAUAGGAACCGUGAAGUGGAUCCAGGAGCAGCAACGACUACGGGAGGAUAGAUGGGAGGCUAAGAGGUUGGCCAGGAGGGCGAAUCCUCACCGCAAGCCCUCAAUUGAUGAAAUGCUGAAGCGACUGGCGCAGGACCACCAAAGGCAGGGCUUACAGGAUCCCGAUCUGUUGGCGGGAAAUAGUGGUGCUCCAUUGCAGGGUAUGGUGCAUCUUGGCAUGCCAGACCCUGUGCUUUCGAGCAGCCAGAUGGCUGAUUCGAGGACUAUGAUGAUGAUCCAGCAGCAGAUGGGUAUACCUGGUGCAUUCCCUGGUGGUGUGCAGCCUGGUAGGCCGGUUGGUAUGCCGCCUGGUAUGCAACCUGGUAUGAAUGGCAUGAGUCGCAGUCCGUCAUAUGGAGGAUCACGGGUCGGCUAUGGCGCCGGCGGUGCAGGAUCCUGGCUCUUCUACAAGGUCUCGCCUCUAUGCUUGAAGGUACAGCUGCGGGCGCCACUCAUUAAUAGUAUGCCUUUGAAGUCCACGGAAUUCUUGAAAAUUAAGUUCCCAGAGCUACUUUCACAUCAGAGGAUCAUGAGCACUAGCACCAACGACAGGAUCUGGCAGCUCUGUCAGGCCAGUAUUGACCAUGCCAUUGACUUUCGUCAAUACUGCUCACAAGCUGCAUGCAGCAUUGGCAUCGCUGCUCUUCGCUGA